GUCAAUAUAUACAUGCGAAUACAUCAUUACACACACUCCAUGCUGGCACAGGUCGUGCUGUAAUAAUCUCAUCACGAUUCACCGAUCAUAGCUUAUAGUGUGUCGGGUUAUUAAAAACGUUGAUAUUUAUUAAAAUUAUACAGUUUCCUAUUUAAUGUUGCGGCAUCUACCUGUUGAAGAAAUAUGGCUACAGCAGGCGGUGAAUACAAUAGUCGAUAUGAGAAAUCUGUCGCAGAGCAACAGAAAAUAAACGCCCAAUUAAGAAAUGAGGCCCAAAUUCCCAGAAAAUCAGCGUCUGUCGCUAUCGAAGAAAUGAUUAAGUUUUGUGAGGAGCAAGCGGAGAAAGAUGUCAUGAUAAGCGGAUUUCGCAAAUUGAGCGAUAAUCCUUAUCGGGAAAAAAGUGGCUGUAUUGUCUUAUGAAAAACAUGAAGUGUUUUCUUGUUGUUAUCAUAAUAUAAAAACAUUUUACACGUAGUUUUAAUGUUUUUUGUUUCUUUGCAAAAUGCUUUAUCUUUAAAUACAU
Dimorphilus gyrociliatus is the source of this 523-nucleotide messenger RNA. The record is from the annotation of a GenBank genome assembly. NCBI's taxonomy places the organism in Eukaryota, Metazoa, Annelida, Polychaeta, Dinophilidae.